CUACUGUCGAAACAGAAAGAAACAAAGGGGCCAAACAAGAAACAAAGCCAGCUGCCCGAUCGCAGUUUGACUAUUGCUCGGACCGGUCACUGUCGUACUGACAAGGAUCAUGCGCUUUCUUUGUUUGCUUCGGCAAACAUGAUAGCAAACAAAAUUUUGAGAAAUGGUCCUCAAACUGAGAUUAUAAGUUCGAUGGCUCUCGUGUCUACCAUGUGGAAUAAACAAUCCUCGGUCGGCUCUGAGCAGCUACAGAAUAUUGUGCCGUAGGCACACAAGUUGCGUUAAUUAAGUGGCAAUGGCGAAAAUAUCAGCAUUUCGGCCUUUACUCCCUGCUGACUCCACGCCCUCGUCUCAGAGUCGGAGUGAAAAUGGCUCUAACUCCGCUCAAUCUCGUCGUUCCUCGGCUUGUUUCGAGUGUCGCAAGAAACGUGUCAAGUGCGUCGGCUCAUCACCUUGUCACGCCUGCGCUCGGUCGGGAUCAGCUUGCAUCUUUGACCCGUCCAAAGACCGACGUAGAAAAUCGGCACUCAUCUCUGCAGAGCGAUCUACUCAGAGAUACAAGGGAAUGUUGACGCAGCUGAUUCGCACCUUGAUGUUUGACAAUGAUGAGAAAAUUUCUGCGUUGAAGGAGUUCGUCAGAGACCAUGCUUCUGUGGAGGGUUGCUUGAAAAGCCUGGAGUUGAAAUAUCAGUCAAGCUCAUCCUCGGAGAACAGGAUAGCCGAUCAAAGGCUGCACGAAAAGUUAACCAACGCAUUCAAUGAUGGUUUUAUGCUAGAAGAAGAAUAAUCCAGAAGACAUUUUAGUCCGCUGAGGU
Messenger RNA from Aspergillus homomorphus CBS 101889, 815 nucleotides. RefSeq names its product Zn(II)2Cys6 transcription factor domain-containing protein. The transcript is spliced from 3 exons. Lineage: Eukaryota; Fungi; Ascomycota; Eurotiomycetes; Eurotiales; Aspergillaceae. Gene Ontology annotation, molecular function: zinc ion binding; DNA-binding transcription factor activity, RNA polymerase II-specific. The coding region runs from base 296 to 787 and encodes 163 amino acids. The record is from RefSeq and is a predicted model, not a curated record. Gene Ontology annotation, biological process: regulation of DNA-templated transcription.